AUGCCAAAAGUGAGUGAUGAUCCUGAUCAAGCUUCAUCAUAUGACAAGUUGGCAACAGGAUCACAGAUGAACAUAGUGGAAGUUAUGGUUGACUCUGACAGUGCUGGUGGAAAAGCAGCAACAACAAGUAAUGCCCCAAGACACCAGAAGGCCAUGCUAAAACUGGAGAAUGGAGGUCCUUUGGACAUGGAUUGUGAUGCUCAAGUGCUGUGGAUGACUGUGUUCAGCCCUGCAGGAUGUAAAGCAAACCCAGUUAGCUGCAGGCUGUGGGCUGAGCCUCAGAAACCUGGUCUUUCUAUGAAUGGAGAUUUUAUAAUUGGAGGGAUUUUCACCAUUCACUACUACACAAACUCAGGACAGAACACCUACACCAUGCAGCCACCACAGCUACAGUGCACUGGGAGCAUGGACUUCAGACAGAUGCGCUACGCCCGUGCCUUGGAAUUUACUAUCUACGAGAUCAACAAUAGAACAGAUCUCCUGCCGGGCAUCACGCUGGGUUACCAGAUUUAUGACUCGUGCUCUGCUGAGCGGAAGGCAGUUGAAGCUGCUUUUCAAUUUGUUAACGGCUUGGACCCCGAUUUCAAUGACAGUAGUUCCUGUUUAAAUUCUGCAGCUACCGCGGUGUCUGCUCUAGUUGUAGAGUCUUCUUCUACCCCACCUGUUAGCAUGGCCAGAAUACUAGGGCUUUUUGGAAUUCCACAGGUGAGUGUCUACGCAACCUGCGCGUGUCUGAACGAUAAACAUCAGUUUCCUGCCUUCUUUAGGACUGUACCUAGUGACGAACACCAAGCUGUCGCACUGUCAAGAAUGAUCAGGCAUUUUGGCUGGACAUGGAUUGGGGCAGUGUGUAGCGACACUGAAUAUGGAAAUUACGGAAUGGCAGCGUUUCUUAAGGCUGCGCGGGAGGAGGGGAUCUGUGUGGAGUACUCCGAGGUCUACUACAGGACACAACCGCGCAGUAAACUGGAGAGAGUGGCAAAUGUCAUACGCAGAUCUACAGCCCGUGUAAUACUUGCGUUUCUAGCUUCGGGCGACAUGAAGUUCCUCUUAGAAGAACUGGCACGAGAACCUCUGCCUCCGAUUCAGUGGAUCGGCAGCGAAACGUGGAUCACAGAUGUAGACUUUCUGCGGUUUAACAUGUGCGCGGGCGCGGUAGGUUUUGGGGAACCCCUGGCACUUAUUUCAGGUCUUCAUGAGUUUCUUGUUGACCUGUCUCCCGCACAAGUAUCGAAAUCACCCCUGUUAACAGAACUUUGGGAGCGCUCGUUCAACUGUAACCUAAAAGGGCGAAUUGAUGCCUCAAUGAAUGUGCGGCAAUGCGACGGCAGUGAAGACAUCCGCGUGCUACAGAACCCAUAUACAUACACAUCUCAGUUGCGCAACACUGUCAUGGUCUACAAAGCUACAUAUGCUAUUGCACAUGCAAUCCACGGUGUUAUUUGUAAUAACACGCAAUGUAACAAAAACAUUCAGUUAUCACCAUGGCAGGUAUACAACCAUCUUAGGAGAGUAAACUUCACCACAAAGAAUGGUUAUCAGGUCAACUUUGAUUCCAAUGGCGAUCCGGUGGUUGUCUAUGAUGUCAUAAAUUGGCAGUAUAACAAAGAUGGUGCUUUAGAUAUGGUGACGGUGGGCUACUAUGACUCAUCGAAACCAAAAGGACAACAGUUCAGAAUGAGCAGUGCUGUCAGCUGGGUGGGGUUACAAACAGAGGUGCCAGUGUCUGUGUGCAGUGAGAGCUGUCCUCCAGGCACCAGGAAGGCUGUGCAGAAGGGAAGGCCUGUCUGCUGCUAUGACUGUAUACCAUGUGCAGAGGGAGAGAUCAGUAACAUGACAGACUCUUGGGGCUGUUUGCAUUGCUCUCCUGAGUUCUGGCCCAACUCCAAGCGAGACAGCUGCCUUCCCAAGCCAGUUGAGUUCCUGUCCUGGGAUGACACUUUGGGCAUUAUCCUGACAGUUUUCUCCAUCACUGGGGCCUUCAUGGCUGUGUGUGUGAUUGCUGUCUUCUACAAACACAGGGCAUCUCCCAUCGUCCGAGCCAACAACUCAGAGCUGAGCUUCCUGCUUCUCUUCUCCCUGAUUUUGUGUUUCCUCUGUUCACUUACUUUCAUUUGUCAGCCCUCUGAGUGGUCCUGUAUGCUGCGUCACACAGCGUUUGGGAUCACCUUCGUCCUCUGCAUCUCUUGUGUUUUGGGGAAAACAAUAGUGGUGUUAAUGGCCUUCAGGGCUACACUUCCAGGCAGUAAUGUCAUGAAAUGGUUUGGGCCUCCACAGCAGAGACUCAGUGUUCUUAUUUUCACUCUCAUACAGGUCCUUAUAUGUGCUAUUUGGUUAAAAUUAUCACCUCCUUUCCCUUUCAGAAAUCUAAAGCUUUAUAAGGAAAGAAUCAUCUUGGAAUGUGGCUUAGGUUCCGCUAUUGGUUUCUGGGCUGUACUGGGUUACAUAGGAUUCCUGGCUCUGUUAUGUUUUAUUUUGGCUUUUUUAGCACGGAGGUUGCCUGAUAACUUUAAUGAAGCGAAAUUCAUCACAUUCAGUAUGCUCAUAUUCUGUGCAGUUUGGAUCACCUUUAUUCCAGCUUAUGUAAGCUCUCCUGGAAAAGUUACUGUAGCUGUGGAGAUAUUUGCUAUUCUCGCCUCAAGCUUUGGAUUAAUCUUUUGUAUUUUCGCUCCCAAGUGUUUCAUAAUUGUAUUUAGGCCAGAGCAGAAUACCAAGAAACACCUUAUGGGUAAAGUACCUUCUAAAGCUCUUUAA
Electrophorus electricus (electric eel) is the source of this 2754-nucleotide messenger RNA. RefSeq names its product extracellular calcium-sensing receptor-like. Gene Ontology annotation, biological process: G protein-coupled receptor signaling pathway. Gene Ontology annotation, cellular component: plasma membrane. NCBI's taxonomy places the organism in Eukaryota, Metazoa, Chordata, Actinopteri, Gymnotiformes, Gymnotidae. The record is from RefSeq and is a predicted model, not a curated record. Gene Ontology annotation, molecular function: G protein-coupled receptor activity.